Messenger RNA from Stylophora pistillata, 847 nucleotides. RefSeq names its product peroxidasin homolog. The record is from RefSeq and is a predicted model, not a curated record. Gene Ontology annotation, cellular component: plasma membrane; cell-cell junction. NCBI's taxonomy places the organism in Eukaryota, Metazoa, Cnidaria, Anthozoa, Scleractinia, Pocilloporidae. Gene Ontology annotation, molecular function: cell adhesion molecule binding. Gene Ontology annotation, biological process: homophilic cell-cell adhesion.
ACUCGUCAUCCCAGCUGGAAAGAACGUUGAACACCACGUCGACAACAUCACGGCAACAAAAAAAGUUUUUUUCUCUCGGAACACAAUGGCAGUUGUCUCUACAUCCAAUUUUUUUUUGAUGGCGUUAUUUGUGGUGGCUGGAAUUGCCAACGCUGAACUAGUUGUUGAUGUAACUCCCGCAAUCGGUUAUCCAAUGGAGUAUUCCUCGCUUACUAUAACCUGCGCUGCUCAUGAUCCUAACAAUGCAGUUGUGCCAGGUAGAAUUCAAAUUGUCAGAAUAACAGAUCAAUUCGGCACUGAGAAAAAUAUGACUGAUGCGGACAGCAACCUCAACUUUACAACAACAAAAGAAGACAAUGGCCGCAAACUCGUAGUUACUAUGAAAAUUAUCAACGUCACAGAAGACUACGACUCGGGACUUGACUUUUACAUAUGCCGCGCAUACCCAGUGAACGGCAGUAGUAAAAUCGGAAAGCGUCAAUUCAAUAUUAAUGUCAUUCAAGGUAUGUUCUUUUAUGAGAAGUUAGAUGAAUUAAUUUUCAGAUUUCGUGAAGGAGGUAUAUAUUAAUUGUAACCGUUCCUUACCCUCGGCCAAAAUAGCCCCAGAAAUAAAUAACUGACUAAUCAUGUAGCACAUUUACUCAAGCAAAACAAUGGAAGCGUCACCGAGGAUGAAUCUACCGACCUCUACCUUAUGAUUACAGAUAGAAUUGGACGACACGAAGUCCUGACACCAAUUAAUCAAAAUUCGAAAAAGAUAUUGGCAAUAAGUUUUCAUUAUUAAGAAACAACAGGUAACUCGGCAAAGUGUGCGAGAUCAGUGCACACAUGGUGCGUUCUGCCAAAA